CUCACCAACACAAUCCUGUUGGAUGGACGAUGUUCAUUCGAAGAAACUGAUCCUUGCCUUCGCGCGCCGGUUUUUUUUUCUGUGUCUUUGUUUUGAUCGGUAGUUUAUCGAAUAUAUGUAGGGAAUCUUGCUUUUAGUUCGUGGAUUUCAAGAAAUCUCUCUCGAAUUAUUAUCGAUAUUUUUAUUAAGUCAUAGCAGAAGUGUCUAUCGAAACAAUGGAGAAAGAAGCCACAUCUUCCAAGCAUGAGAAAAAUAAAUCCGAUCUCAUGUGGGAAACAUUGAUUACAACGUUGACUGACAUCGUUCGAAAUCAAGGUUCAAACUUGGAGAAAAUUCUCAACAUGAUCAAACAGGAUCUUACCUAUGAUGAUCCGGGACUGUUUCCAUCCACCCUACUCGCCCUUCAAGAGGAGCGGGAUCCAGUAAAAGCAAGCAAUUUUUGGCUUCUAAAUCAAUUGCUACAAAUUGCAUCGAUGGAAAGUUAUUUCGGGAUUCGAAAAAGUAAUACAGAAUUACAGCAAGCAAUUCUAUCGGCAAGUUUCGUCAAACAAACGUGGUUUUUCUAUGAAUCAGCAAACAAAUAUUUGGAUUUGAUGGAGCGGCUAAACGCUUUCACACCUGGAACGGAAGUGCAGCUGAAUGCAUUCCACAUGCCGGCACAUUACUUCGGACACCUAGAGUGUCCGUGCUCUUUCGCAGCGAUCGGGGUGAAAGACAAUAUAACAAAGAGAACUCUAACGGAAAACUGCCUUCACGUGUUGGGCCAGGCUAUCAGUCUGGUCGAUGAAAAAGCGAAUGCGGGGCUACGGAAGCGAUGUUCCCGAUUGAUUCUCGUUACUUUAAACCAAGGUUCGCUAGAUGAGAAAACGUUGAGUCUUAUGUUUUUCGCCAAAUUCCUUAAGCUAGCCACAGAACUUUCCCCGAAUUUGGAGCAUUUGGUGGUGGAAAUACUAACAAUCGUUAAAAGCUCCUUGGAACGGUUCGAUCGGUGGCUUAGCAGUGGACUCACACGACUGAAAUCUCUCGAGCAGUUCAAAACUGUUUUAACGGAUUUUUACAUUAAGCUGAACGGAGUGCCCUUCGCCAAUUAUUUCACCGAAUACCGACAAAAAUUAUUGCAGCUAUCGAUCGGUAUAAUCAAAACGUUAUUAUCAAUGAACAAAGACGGAGAGGAACUUAAGCUUAAACUUAUAGAGCAGAUAAAAAAGUUUCUGAGAGUGCUUUUCAACCGAGAUGGUUCCGAGGCCAUCAAAAGUGGAUACGAAGAUAUUUUUUCCUUGGGGCAUCAGUUUCCAGAAUUGCUGGAACUUCUAGAAGUGCCAAUUACAAAUGAAAUUAUAGCGAAUAGCGAUUUGCACGAUGCAGAUAUCUUCGAAGAUAGUAAUGCCUGGAAAAGUGUGAUGGGUAUUUUGAAGGACAGUAAGGAUAAACUGAAACCUGUACAAGAUGUUGACAUUAGACAGAGGAUCAUACAUCUAGCGGUAAAUGUUGGUCACAAUUACUCCUUAUGGAAACAGAAAAAUGAUGCAAGAGAAAAGACACUGCAGACUUUUGAUAACAAUAUACAACAAUUCGUGCAGGAGAUGUUUGAAAAAAUCUUGGUUAUUAACCUGUACAGCGAAGUAUAUUUGACUGUUUUGGAAAUUUGUGCUUAUUUGGUCAAUUUAGAAGAUUUUCGGCUAUUGGAUGAUAAUUUCCAAAAGAAGGUUUGUUCGUGGUUCUUUAUACCGUUUGUAGGAAGAGCUGAUAUUACGCUUAUAUCUGAGCAUUUAUUGAAAAUUGAUGUCGCUAAUUCACAAUCCGAGGCAAAUCUGAGAACAUUACAAAUGCGCUCGAUGGAUCAGCUUUGCGCACUCAGCUGCGACUACAUCUCCGACUCAGUAUCGAUCGCAUUGAAAUCGAAUCUAUGGACAGUCCUCGGUUAUAUCAUGGACUCUGACCAAGUUGAGAGAAAGAAAACUAUACUCAAUUUCUACCAGAAUCUUUUGCUUUCGUUGAAAUUCCAUCCGGAGCGACUAGCGAAAAGAAUCCUGCUACCGAGCCUCCCAGUACCAGAACUACAACUCGCUGCGGCCAGAAAUCUCAAUGCGCACAUUUGUUUGAAAUCAUGCAAUUUCCAGCUGUUCCAGGUGAAGGGUGAAACCACUCCUUUGAAACGUAAAUUUCGCUGUUUUGUGUGCAGACCCAGCGCAGACGAGAAUGACAUUAUCACCACCCAAAUUUCUUCCUCGCAAUUCCGUCAGCGUUUCGCACCCAGUCAAGGUGUGCUUGUUGUCACACGCAACUCGGAGGAAUUUGCUCAGUUUGAGAUCUCCGUCGAUGAACUUGAACAAAUAUAUCGAUCACAACACGGCGAGACGCGAACAACAGCUGUGAGUUUACUCACGGUUUUACUGAAGCACACCGAAAUGGUUCUCGAUGAGAAAAUGGUUCCAGCAUGGAGCGAUCUAAUCCCCGGUGGUUCGAUUGAAGUGUGUACAACAUUCGCGAAGACUUUCAGCGUCUUGAUGGAGUAUGUUGAGGACUCAUCUCUUACUUCCCAGGAGAAAGACAAAAUAACCCAAACCUGCCUGGACAAGCUGCUGCAGGCAGUUCGACUGUGUUUAAAAAAGUCCGACUACAACUACCAGUCGGCCGUUAUGAAUAUGGUGCUACAUUUUGCCGUUUGUAAGGGCGUAAACGAGGAACGGCUCAUGCACUGCAUUCGGAUGAUGUUGUUCUUUCUGAUGAUUCGCGAGUCGGAGGUCACUCGCGAGGCUACCCUCGCCGUGGAAGAGAUGUGUGAACUGCGCGGUGUAACGCCACGAGACAUGCUCAACUGGUAUCGUCAUGAUAUCAUCAAACUGAUCGUUGCUAUCAGCGCCACCAACUUCUAUUGCUACGAGAUUCCACUGUACAAAUCGCUCGUUCACGUGAGCAAAACUUUUCUAUUCAGCGGUUCAGUCGAGUUCGUCACGAAGCAUUACAAGAUCAUUCUAGCGUUAUUGUUGCCAUGGUGUGUCAAGCGUCCAAAAUGCGAGAGUUUGGUACAAGAGCUGUCCGAUAUAAUUCGAAAAGAUAAAAUUUUUGUUCUGUCGGCAUCGUUUCUAACCAUCUACCCGUAUCUGUUCAUUAACGAACCGGCGAACAUCACCAAUGAAUGCAUUGAUUACAUAAUGACAAACACAGGAAACACGUUGGUCCAUCUACUACAUUCCGAUAUAAAGAAAACUGUAUCCGAAAUUUUGAUUUUCUACCAUAUUAACGCAAAAUGUGUGCUCCACGCGUUCCGAAGUCUCCUGGCUAAGGAGGACGCCCAGGAUAUUACGACCGCACAGAUGGCCGAGUACAUCUCCGGAAGGUUUCUGGGAGUGCUUACAUUUUUCGAAGCAUCGUUAAUAAAUCCCGAGAACGAGAAGGCCUUGAAGCGUGAAGCGCUCCUCAGUUUCGGGGAGAUCAUUCGCUUGCUCGGUGGCCAUCACAUAACCCCCUUUCGGUUCAAGAUCAUUGCAUUACUCAAAACAACAUUGGCUCUAGAAGAGCCGAACCUGCAGGAUAAAUGCAUUAAGGUUUGGCGUAUUUUCAUUUGCACGGUAGACGUCCAACAGCUGGGGCCACUUCUCAGCACUAUAUUCGUUUCGUUAGAGCAGUUUAUCGACCGAUUCCCGGAAGAUAUCAACUAUAUUUUUCACUACCUUGUGGUUCAGAACAAUAGUCUUCUUAGUCAACACAUACCGGACUUGUUUUUCUUGGAUGACACAAAAGUUGACAUGAAAAUUAAGAAGGUGGUUUCGGUACAAACUGGCAAAAUCGACCGAGAGCGGGAUCAAUUCCCGCUAAAAUUCAAAGAGCUCGUGAAACAAGUUAACCAUGAAAAUCUUUCGGUGAGAAUGUAUGGAUUGAAAUAUCUCAAGCAACUGUUUGCGGAAAAUCGUAGCAAAUUGAAUGAUGCUUUAAUUGGACAGCUCACCUUCAACCCACUCGUGCAAAACUUAUUGGACAAUUUGAUAAGAAGUUGCAGUGAUGCUGAUGUCAAUUAUCGUUUGAUAGCUUCAGAAUGUAUCGGGGAGCUUGGAGCACUGGCGCCUAGUUUCUUACCGCCGAAUUAUGCACCCCAGGAUAGUUUCGCACUAAGCAUCCAUUCGGAUGCAUUUGCUUCGAUGGCUUUGGCAGAACUAUGUAGGGCAUACCAGUUUCAGAAAGACACCAAGUUCGUAGAUAGUUUUUCUCUAGCAAUCCAGGAAAUUUUACUUGAACGAGGCGUGUCACCGACCGCAGGUAAGAAGCUAGAAGUUUGGGAAGCUAUACCGGAACGAUUGCGUCCGAUCAUGGAGCCGCUGCUUACGUCCUGCUAUACAGGUCUAACCCGAACAGCAACAACCGAGUGUCAUCCUAUUUUCGGGAACUCAAAGGCUCAGACCUGUCAGGAGUGGGCUUACCUCUGGGCAUCGCAAAUGAUAGAGAAACUCGAAACUGAGCUGUCACAAAAUUUGCUAAAGUCUUUCAAACCAAGCAUACGGUGCGACAUCAGUACUAUGACCAUGUUUUUGCCAUACAUCCUGCUACAUGCGUUACAAGGAAGCAACGAAAGUAACCGAACGAUGAUAGCUGAGGAGAUGCAGUUUGUAUUUAACGCUAUAAUGAACAAUAAUCCAGAAGUGGACAGCCCCGAUCAGCAGGAGCAAUAUGUACGAGGCCUCCGCACGAUGCAUUUUGUGCCGAAAGAGCGUAAACUACAUAACCCGGACACAGAAACCACGGAUAUGUCCUUUGAAUGUGCGAAAAUCGCAUUCAGUUUGCUAGAUUUCCUGGAAAGAUGGAAACGACAGUGGCGAAAAGUGUAUCAAAUUGACUCCAGCAAGACUGAUUACCACAAUGUUUGUGAGUUUCUCAAAGAAUUUGACCACGAAAUGUUGGCUAAUAUUAAUUUCAAAUGCAACGAAUAUGCUCGCGCCCUAAUGUGUAUAGAAACCUUCAUCGAAGAGAACCCUUCGCGAUUCCAGCAGCACCUUUCGUUUUUAGCCCGAAUAUUCACCCGCCUCAAUGAUCCGGAUUCGGUGGAAGGGGUCAUGUGUCUCAAGACAACCGAGCCCACACUAGCCGAGCAGAUUCUCCUGUAUAACGCUACCGGUCGCCUCCACCAAACAGCCGCUUGCUACGAACGAAUGCUGCAGGUUGGAAAUGUCAGCCCUUGUGACAUCCACAAUAUGGUGGAAUGUUAUCUCAGCUUGGAUCAACCGGAAACGGCUUUGCUACUUUCGGAGAGUUUACUGAACAAAUAUUACGAAUAUAAUGAGCAGUCGUUGCUGCAGGAAAUCAAAGCGGAGCCGUUGUACCGGUUGGGACGUUUUGACGAGCUGGAGGAAUUGUUAGAGUCUCCGAUGGUCCAUGAAAGGGAUAGUUGGGGUGUAAUCUGUGGGACGCUGAUGGCAAGCUAUAGGAAGAAUGAGCACGAGCUGUUUGUGCAGAAGCUCGUACAAGCCAGGCUGGCCGUUUUGAAGAUACUUCGCAAUUCGGACUUGAAGAUCAGCGCCUAUGAAAAGGGCUACGAACAGGUUCUUAAACUACACAUGAUCACCGAGUUCGAGAAAUGUGAAAAAAUCCUCGAUGAUGUACGGUCCGUUGAUGGAUUACACAGAUGCCACCACAAUAUCGAAAAUCUGUUGGCAGACUUCGAAGCUCGACUGAAGCUGCUGCAACCCAACGCUGCAACCCUUGAGCCAAUCAUUAGCCUGCGGCGGAUUCUAUUGAACGAGACAAAAGUGUUAAUCAAUAGCCUGGCCACAAGUGCAGGUGCGGAUAAUUUGGUGACAGAAAUCAACGAAACCAUAGACAGCCAUAUUGGCGAACUUUGGAUAAAGAGCACAGAGCUCGCGUCGAAGGCGAAAUUAUUCGAGCAAGCUCAUUUGUACAUUCUACACGCUGAAUCCUAUAAACCGAAGGAACUUUUCAUCAGGAAAGCCCAACUGCUCUGGGAAAAACGUGACAUGUCCAAUGUUUUUAAGGUGCUGGAAAGAGGUCUGGCAGAGAUCCUGGAAAAAGCGCACGUUCAUGAGGUGAAACAAUUACCCAAGCAAGAAAAACAGAUCUACGCCCAAGGGAAAUUGCUCAUCGCAAUUUAUAACGCGGAGGCCUCCAAUGUCUCGACGAGCGUUAACCAAAAGUGUUUCAAGGAAGCAGUGUUGGCCAAUCCAGAGUCAGAGAAAAGCUUGGUUCAUCUGGCGCAGUAUUUGGACAAGUUGUUUGCAAAUCUAACCAACGAGGACCAAGAGUCUCUCAAGGGUUGGGAAUUGCUGCAGGAUGUGAUGACCUAUUACGGCAAAUCUAUGAUGUAUGGUUCAACCUAUAUUUACCAGUCUAUGCCACGAGUUCUCAGCAUAUGGCUAGAUUUCACUACGAAAGGAAUGAAUAAUGAUUCCUACAGGAAGGUAUGCUCAAAUAUGAAUAAGCUCGCGUUGAAAUUUAGCGAAAGUUUGUCGCCAUACUUCUUCUUCACCGCUUUCUCCCAGCUAAUCAGCAGAGUGGCACAUCCGUCCGUUGAGGUAUAUCAAGUGCUCAAAGCAAUCAUAAUCAAAUUGAUUCUGAACUACCCACAGCAAUCGCUUUGGAUGUUGCUUAGCGUAUACAAAUCCUCUUAUGCGAAUCGAGUAAAACGAUGUCACGAAAUUUUCAACGACAAAAAACUAGCGAAAACGUCGGUGCAAAAAAUGAUUUCCGAUUUCAACGCCCUGGCAGAGAAGUUCAUUGAACUUACCAACAAAGACUUGGGACAUCUGAGGCCAACGAAAGACACAAAGGUAACGGUAUCAUCGAUCGUUAAAUCACUUCCGAAGCUGUUUGGUGCAGGCGUAUUGUCGGAUAUAAUGAUGCCGAUACAGAAGUGCAUGCAAUUGGUUCUUGACACAAGCUCAACCACGUUCUCUCCAUACCCAAUGAAUUUAGUGUACAUUCACGGGAUACGGGAAGAGGUUACUAUCCUGCAAUCGCUUCAGAAGCCAAGGAAAAUCACUCUUGUAGGGCACGAUGGACGAGAAUACGUUAUGAUGAUGAAGCCGAAGGAUGACCUACGUAAAGACUUCCGGCUGAUGGAGUUCAACGCGGUUGUAAAACAAUACCUUCAUCAAGAUCCGGAUGCCAAGCACCGACGAUUGAAUAUCAGAACUUAUGCCGUGCUUCCACUUAACGAAGAGUGCGGUAUUAUCGAGUGGGUGGAAAAUCUUAACACGUUCCGCAGUAUCAUCUGCACGUACUACAAACAGCGCGGUCUCGGAAUGCCAGCGAAAGAGCUACGAAAUCACAACUACAAACGGCAUGACCCUUUGCAGAAGAAACGGGAUGCGUAUCUGAAUGUACUUUUGCCCAAUCAUCCGGCUGUUUUCGGAGAAUGGUUUCGGGAUCGAUUUUCUAACCCACAUAACUGGUUCCAAGCCCGGAGUUCAUACAUUCGCACCACUGCAGUCAUCUCUAUCGCCGGAUAUAUACUCGGUUUGGGAGAUCGUCAUGGUGAAAACAUACUUUUCGACGCCACCAAUGGUGAUACGGUGCAUGUGGAUUUCAACUGUCUGUUCAACAAAGGUGAAACUUUUGAAAUACCUGAGCUCGUUCCAUUCCGCCUCACUCACAAUAUGGUGAAGGCAAUGGGUCCACUUGGGGUGGAAGGUCUUUAUCGCAAGUGCUGUGAGAUCACUUUGAGGGUUCUACAAAACCAAACGCCCACCUUGAUGUCUGUGCUCAAGCCAUUCGUGUACGAUCCGCUGGUUUCGUGGAAUAAAAUAACAAAACACGAUGGUACAACGGAAAGGACGGAUCCCGAAGCAAUGAAUAACGUUCGACAUAUUGAAGAGCGUUUGAAAGGGUAUGUUCGGAUACAGGGGAAGACGUCCCAUAUGCCGCUGUCCGUAGAAGGCCAUGUUAAUCAUCUGAUCAGUGAGGCAACCAAUCAGGAUAAUUUGGCGCAAAUGUACAUCGGAUGGGCGGGAUACAUGUGAACAAGGAAUCAGUUAUUCUUUGCAAACCGAAAAUAGAACUAUUGUUACAAUUUUUGCUGAAAAAAACUUCCCAUAGUUUUCUGUUAUAGGGAAAACAUAAA
Molecule: messenger RNA, 8068 nt
Organism: Toxorhynchites rutilus septentrionalis
Lineage: Eukaryota; Metazoa; Arthropoda; Insecta; Diptera; Culicidae
Product: serine/threonine-protein kinase ATR-like
Exons: 8
Coding region: 216-7967 (2583 amino acids)
Biological process (GO): DNA damage checkpoint signaling; protein phosphorylation; telomere maintenance
Cellular component (GO): nucleus
Molecular function (GO): protein binding; protein serine/threonine kinase activity
Source: RefSeq, a predicted model, not a curated record